AUAACUUGAUUGUUGUUUCUAGUCAUGGAAGAAGAAGACUCAUUCGCUAACAGAUUCUCCAAAAAAACUAAUCAAAUGCCUAUGUUCCCUAUUGGAAUGGCAGCCUUUGGGUGUAUAGCAGCUUAUGGACUAUACAAAUUUAAAAAUCGUAAAGGACCUAUAUCGUUAUAUCUUAUUCAACUACGGUUAGCAGCCCAAGGUUCAGCAGUUGGAAUCAUUGGUUUAGGUUUAUUUUAUAACAUUUAUAAAGACCUUGUUGAACCUAAGUUUAAACCUUAAAUAAGUAUCUAAUUUUAUGAAAUUUGAUAGUAAUGUUGUGGCUUUUUAAUAAUUAGUAUUAAUAUAGGUAGUUAAUUUAUUUUACCUGUUUAUUAUUUAUUGUUGUAAUAUAGUGUUACCAAUGAAAUAUAAUUAUUUAUUGUUGUAUGAUUAAAAA
This is a messenger RNA of Adelges cooleyi (spruce gall adelgid), 436 nucleotides long. RefSeq names its product HIG1 domain family member 1C-like. Lineage: Eukaryota; Metazoa; Arthropoda; Insecta; Hemiptera; Adelgidae. Gene Ontology annotation, biological process: mitochondrial respirasome assembly. Bases 25 to 279 code for a protein of 84 amino acids. Gene Ontology annotation, cellular component: mitochondrion. The record is from RefSeq and is a predicted model, not a curated record. The transcript has 2 exons.